Molecule: messenger RNA, 600 nt
Organism: Parnassius apollo (apollo)
Lineage: Eukaryota; Metazoa; Arthropoda; Insecta; Lepidoptera; Papilionidae
Source: the annotation of a GenBank genome assembly
AUGGAACACAGAAGAUUGCGCAAAGGGCCGCUGCCUGGAGGUCGCCAGGGCGCGUCUGGAGCUGGCGCUGGACGCAACAGCAUGCGAACCGCCAGCCAAGUGCGAGGUGCUGCACGACCACCCAGCAGCCCCUCGCAUCCAUCACCCCCACCAGCUGGCUUGGUGUCGGCAGGGUCUUCGCGGGCCCAGCAUUCGGCACCUGCCACUGGUGGAGCACGCCGCAUCCGUUGGACAACUCAAAUGAACAGCAACGCAUUGCGGGCGUAUAUUAGGGUGAAAGGGGGAGAAAUUGGAGGUUUUGCGUAUCGGGCAAGGAUUUAUCGACUUUUUGCUGAGCUGGAGCCAUCUUUUACCGUCACCGAGCAAAACCUGGCAGACCGAGUUCGGUAUAUCUUGCGCUCAAAUACAUUUGAUGUCACCGAACUCGAAUGGCUACGACGUGAGGCUGAUCCUUCAUCGGAUGAAAAUGCUACGGCAGAGGAUGCGGCGCCACAACUUGCAGAGCAACCGGCAAACGUGGAUGCCGCCGUGAAUACCCCAGUUUUGGUUGAUUCAAACGAUGAUGGAACAGUCCCCAGUAACUGGAACUGGAGCAAAUGA